Messenger RNA from Aspergillus ibericus CBS 121593, 1476 nucleotides. RefSeq lists its product as uncharacterized. NCBI's taxonomy places the organism in Eukaryota, Fungi, Ascomycota, Eurotiomycetes, Eurotiales, Aspergillaceae. Gene Ontology annotation, biological process: cellular response to oxidative stress; protein N-linked glycosylation. The record is from RefSeq and is a predicted model, not a curated record. Gene Ontology annotation, cellular component: endoplasmic reticulum membrane. The transcript is spliced from 5 exons. Bases 1 to 1116 code for a protein of 371 amino acids.
AUGGCCUUCAAUUCACGCAUCUCUCGCCUUUUGCGCCUCUCUCUGCCUCAAUUCCGGCUGCCUCUUUCGACAGGCAGCAGCAGAAUUUUGCGUGACGGCCGCAUAUGCCGGGAAUUAAGGCUGGCUCCUCCUUAUCGUGAUGCUGCUUCUCCAUCCUUCUCUCUCCACGCCCGGCCGUCCACUCCUGACCGUGACCUGAUUGCUUCCCUGUCGGAUUCGCUUCCCACGACUCCUCCCCCGCCUUUUUAUUCCACGCUCGCCUCCAUACUCUCAAAGGUGGAUUCCCCCGAUAAAGCCGUGGCCCCCUCCUCCGCCGCCUCAACCGCCGUCCCGCCCUCCCCGGCCUCCUCCACGUCCCGCACUCCUAGCAGCAACGAUGCUGGUCACUCGCUUCCGUCUGGCCUUCAUCCCCGGGUGGCCGUGAUUCUAGGAGUCGAUCGGAAAUGGUAUCUACCUCUGCUGAUCUGCCGCGCACUGAGCACCGUGCCGGCCGCGUGGUGGGGGCUACGAUGUUCCUUCACCUUCUUGGCCGAACUGCUACACAUUCGGCCGGGCAUAGGACAUGAGGGGUGGGCGGCGGCCAUUGUCGGGAGCGUUGGGCAAGACUGGGAUGUUGAGAGAAGAUUUCGCGUAACAGAGGUGGCGUUGGCUAUUAUGUGGUGCUGUGCAUCUGCAUAUCUUUCCUACUUUUUUGCUGAUUGUAUGAUGUCUCGAUGGCUUUUGAACUAUACCCCACCAGCUGUUGUUAUUCGUCUCCUUACUACAAACGGUUUGAUUGCUUAUAUCACUUCUUGGGUACUCUAUCUCUCUGGGGCUUCUUCCGACCCACGCCUCCUCUUACCAGCCUGGAUAUCCAUUACUACGACCCUUACCUUCCUUUACCACGCCACCCAAAAUCAUGCGACCAUCAAACGUGAAACCGCAGCUGCACUGCUCGUCGUCUCCGUGGCCAGUUUCGUGAGCAUGUCGUCACUGCUCCUGCAGUUACAUUUGACCCGAGAGAACGAGCCCGAAGUGCCUUUGUUCGUCAUCACGCGCAAGCUUUGGGAUUGGGCCGUUGCGAUCUUCCUUCGCAUGCGGGUGUCGGACGAUCGGGCCCCCGUUGGGGAAUUGUAGGCUGGGACGGGGUUGAUCGACUGAUCGAUCACGGCACUAGUCAUAUCUCCAUAGACUAUUUGUGUCUUGGUGUCGUUGGGUAUUCAUCAUCCCUUACCUAGUGAAUAGAAACCCUAGCUACAAAAAAUACAUCAUUUGAAAUCUAAGCGGGGAAAGUGAUUCUAGGAAGAUUACAGUACUUUGCAAUAGUGACAUAAUAUCAAUGAUGGAUUCACCAAAACCAUACCGUCAAGAAUGAGGUCAUUCUCGAGCAAAGACAUGGAAAUGACUGAGGAUAGCAUGUAGCACACAACGAUCGGAACACUGAUGGAAACGAACAAGCGAGACCCAUCCCAUUCAACCCGUCACAAUCCAGGCCGA